AUGCUUUCAGGACUGGGCACGUGGGAACGAAUGCCGCUCUGGCCGUUGCCGCUCCGAUUCACCGAAUUCAAGCUGCCCAUCCAGAUCAUGAUCAGUCAUGGCAUUCAUUUGUCGCCGGUGCGCGACGGAAUGAUCUUCUCGAAUUUGGGCUUCACGCACUAUUAUCGCGUCAACUACGACAUUGACACGUGGCGAGACAUCAAGCAGAUUCUCGUCGAGAAUGCCACGUCGUACACGCCGCGCGAGCGCUUUCAGCUCGUCGCCGAUUUUUGCUAUUUCUACUCGAUAAGUUCGUCGAUUUUUCUCGGGGGGUUUUGAAGAGAAACUUGGAGAAAAGUCGGUUGUGCGCCUCCUGAGAUACUUUUGAAAACGGCGAAACGAAUUCAAAUUUCAGAAUCUCUCCCGGAGCCGGCGGCUUCAGUGCUCCGCAACGAGUUUGUGCAGCUCGUCCGUCUCCGUCCCGCCUCGUUUCCGAUCUGCGACGCUGCCGUCUUCCAGUGCGUCGUGACGCACGAGCACACGCGCGCGAAACGUCUCGACAAAAGUUCGAUGAUUCAGCUGCGGCGGCGGGUCUUCGAAUCGUUCUCCAACUCGUCGGAGAUGGAAUGCCGAGCGGGUGCGGCUCAUGAUGCUCUCAAUGAUCUUUGUACAAAACUCUAUGGUAUCUCGUGCUUGUGA
Messenger RNA from Caenorhabditis sp. 36 PRJEB53466, 678 nucleotides. The record is from the annotation of a GenBank genome assembly. Lineage: Eukaryota; Metazoa; Nematoda; Chromadorea; Rhabditida; Rhabditidae.